GCAGAAGCCGCCGCGGAGCUGCCGGAGCGCCGUGGCCGGACCCGGCUGCGCCGCGCUCCCUCCGCCCGCCGCGGCGCUGCCCUGGGGCCGGGAGCUGCACACGGCAGAGCGCGGGGCUUGGAGCAUGGCCCUGAGGCACCGGGGGUCAGCGGCUCCUGCAGACACGGGCUCUAGGCGCGUUCUACUCGCCAAACCCUGCAUCCGUGCCAGAGGCGGAGCAGACCCAGCUCAGAGACACUCGCAACUCGCAGGAGCUCUGCUUGGACUGUGCUGCUGACAGAGCCCCCCAGACCUGCUUACAGCCACUGGAGGAGGAGGAAGAUUCUUCGAAACAGCAAAAGACUUUUCCAAGCGGGGAGUGGAAGGAGGCAGCUUUUCCCCCUCCUUCCCUGUUUGGGAGAAAGGAGUUGCCCAACCUGGUCAUGAGACUUUUCCACACUUCCCAAAGCAGGCUCCUGAAGUUAUGACACUGCAGCAUGGAGAGGCUGGGGUAGUGCAGUCCCGAACAGCCCCCCAGCAGCACACCCCGAGUGCUGGCAGCCUGGCAGGCACAGGAGAUGGAGAAUGAGGUUGGCAAAGCUGUGGACAAUCAGAUGGACAAAUACGUAGUUACAAUAAUGGGGAAAUCAGAAAGUCAAAUGGAUAUUGUGGAAAAAUCAACGAAAUCUGGAAAGAAAUCAUGGAGCUUCGUAUCCAUCGGUCUGGCCGUCUUGCUGCUCCUCAUGACCUGUGCAAUGGUCACCCUGGUGAUCCUCUAUGCCAGCAGCAGAGGCACUCACUAUGGCACCAAUUCAGGCAGUGUAUGUACCACCCCUGGAUGUGUUACAGCAGCUGCUAGAAUAAUCCAGAAUAUGGACCCAACAGCUGACCCAUGCAAGGAUUUCUACCAGUACGCCUGCGGGGGCUGGCUGAACCGGCACGUCAUCCCAGAGACCAGCUCCAGAUACAGCAUCUUUGACAUCCUGAGAGAUGAGCUGGAGAUUGUCCUCAAAGGUGUGCUGGAGACUUCAGAUCAAGAGGACAGAGAGGCAUUUCAGAAAGCAAAAAUACUUUACAAAUCAUGCAUGAAUGAGAGUCUUAUAGAGCAAAGAGAUUCAUUGCCUUUGCUAGAGGCCUUAAGGAUGGUUGGAGAUUGGCCAGUGGCUUCUGCAGACUGGAAUAAGACCAAAGAGGCAAACUGGAGCAUGGAAGAAAAACUCUCCAUAAUGAACUCCAGAUUUAACAAACGUGUCCUCAUUGACAUGUUUGUGUGGAAUGAUGACCGGGAUUCCAGCAGACACAUCAUUUAUAUUGACCAGCCAAGUUUAGGAAUGCCAUCCAGGGAUUACUACUUCAAUGGGGGCAACUAUCAAAGAGUGAGAGAAGCUUAUCUGCAGUUCAUGAUCACCAUUGCCAAGAUGAUCCGGGAAGACAAGAAUAUGUCUAAAGAUGAUUCCUUUGUCCAAGGGGAAAUGGCAAAAGUUAUGGAGCUCGAAACGGAGAUUGCAAAUGCAACUACCCCAGCAGAAGAAAGGCAUGAUGUAACCCUGCUGUACAACAAAAUGACCUUAAAAGAACUACAGGAGAAGUUUGCACUGAACGAAUUUAACUGGACCUUCUUCAUCCAAGGUGUCAUGUCUUCAGUAAGUGUUCAGGUGGACCAAGAAGAAGAGGUUGUUGUAUAUGGCAUGCCCUACCUGCAAGAGCUGAAAGCAAUUAUCUCCAAGUACUCGGCAAGCACCAUCCAGAACUACCUCAUUUGGCGACUGGUGAUUGAUCGGGUCAGCAGCUUGAGCCGGCGUUUUAAAGAUGCUCGGGCCAGCUACAGGAAGGCACUUUACGGGACAACACUGGAAGAAGCCCGCUGGAGGGAGUGUGUGAGUUAUGUCAACAACAACAUGGAGAACGCAGUGGGAGCUAUGUAUGUCAGGGAGACAUUUGCUGGUGAGAGCAAGAGGAUGGUCCGAGACUUAAUAGACAAGAUUCGUGAAGUGUUCAUCGAGACUUUAGAUGAGUUACAGUGGAUGGAUGAGUCAUCUAAAGAGAAAGCUCGUGAGAAGGCAAUGGCAAUUAAAGAACAAAUUGGCUACCCAGAUUAUAUUUUGGAAGAUCAGAAUGAAAAACUGGAUCAGGAAUAUGCCAACUUAAACUUCAGUGAACACAGCUACUUUGAAAACAUUCUGGAAAACCUGAGAGCUGGAGCCCAAAAGAGCUUGAGGAAACUUCGUGAGAGAGUUGACCAGGACAUAUGGAUAAUUGGAGCUGCAGUGGUCAAUGCAUUCUAUUCCCCCAACCGGAAUCAGAUCGUUUUUCCUGCUGGGAUUCUGCAGCCCCCCUUCUUCAGCAAACGCCAGCCACAAGCCCUGAACUUCGGUGGGAUCGGGAUGGUCAUUGGCCAUGAAAUUACCCACGGGUUUGAUGACAAUGGCAGGAAUUUUGAUAAAGAUGGGAAUAUGUUUGACUGGUGGAGCAAUUUCUCAGCUAUGCAUUUCAAGGAGCAGUCUCGUUGCAUGGUUUAUCAGUACGGGAACUACACAUGGGAGCUCGCAGGGGGUCAAAAUGUCAGUGGAAUAAGCACAUUAGGAGAAAAUAUAGCAGAUAAUGGAGGAGUCCGACAGGCUUAUAAGGCCUACUUAAAAUGGCUGGAACGGGAAGGGAAGGAGCCAAAGUUGCCAGGACUGAAUCUGUCCCACAAACAGCUCUUCUUCCUCAACUUUGCCCAGGUUUGGUGUGGUUCCUACAGACCAGAAUAUGCUAGCCAGUCCAUAAAGACAGAUGUUCACAGCCCUCUGAAAUACAGGGUGAUGGGGUCUUUGCAGAACUUUGAAGCAUUCUCCGAGGUGUUCCACUGUAAGAAAGGCACAGCCAUGCAUCCUGCAGAGAAAUGCAGGGUCUGGUAACCAAAACCACUGGUGAGAAUGACACGUACUCUGUGACACAAACAAGCGAUGUGCCUGAUGUUCUCCCCUUCAGUCACAGCCAAGGCUCAUGGUGCAGCUACUGUAGUGAGAAUCCAGGAAACUACAGCCCUCAAGCUCUUACAGUCCCACUGGGAAGCACACAGGUAUCCCAAUGACUGAUGGGCUGUGCUGGAAGCCACGGCAUGCUCCAGAACAGGAAUGACUGUUUCAAUGACAUCCUGACUGUUAUUAAGAUACUGCAUCAGGGUUACAAAGACUACUUCUCAGAUAAAAGCAAAACCAACAACCAACUGUACAUCUAUUUUUCAGAAAGGAACAAUAAUUCUAGUCUCUCUUAAAACCACCCCUUCUGAGACACAGCAAACCAGCUUGAAAUGCUUCGCUGAACUAUUUCCCAGUGUUCUGAGCCAGUUUCUGCUGCAUUCUUCCUAAAUCCAGGUUAGAACUAGCUUGAACUCCCGUGCUGUCUGUAUACUUGAUCCCUGCUUUGCUGUAAGAGACUGCUAUUUGUCUUACUGUGUACAAAGUGAGCUCUAUGUUAAGAUGCCUGUCAGCUGCUAUCGUAAUGCAAAGCUGCACUCUCCUGCUGCACUCAAGUUCCUCUGCUCCAAAGAACAACUGAGACAGGACCUUAAAGUGAAGUAAAGAGAUCACAUUUUUAGGAGUACAAAUUCUGGUGUCAUGGUUAAAAGAACACGGUCCCUCCCUUCAGAGAUGUAUUUAAAAUGAUGCUUCUUCUUGUAGAAAGUGUAUAAAAUACUCUUUGCCAAACAGCAAACAUGUAUCCAUGGAAACAAUGAAGCUGAUUUUAAUCCUGUGCCUUUUCAUUUUGCCAUAGGCUAUUUUUCAGUAUUUACACUUGAAAAUGUAACAAGUAUGGGUUUUUAAUAAAAGAAAUAAAACCACA
Pezoporus occidentalis (night parrot) is the source of this 3807-nucleotide messenger RNA. RefSeq names its product membrane metalloendopeptidase like 1 (gene MMEL1). Gene Ontology annotation, biological process: protein processing. Lineage: Eukaryota; Metazoa; Chordata; Aves; Psittaciformes; Psittacidae. Gene Ontology annotation, molecular function: metalloendopeptidase activity. The record is from RefSeq and is a predicted model, not a curated record. Gene Ontology annotation, cellular component: plasma membrane. The transcript is spliced from 23 exons. Bases 558 to 2879 code for a protein of 773 amino acids.